AUGUUUCCUCGGCUGGUGUGCAUUAGCGACUACGAACAGCACGCGAAAGAAGUUCUGCAAAAGUCCGUCUACGACUAUUACAGGUCAGGUGCCAAUGAUCAGGAGACCCUGGCUGAUAACGUGGCAGCCUUUUCCAGAUGGAAGCUCUACCCACGGAUGCUCCGGAAUGUUGCUGAGAUCAACCUGUCGACAUCCGUCUUAGGACGGAGAGUCAGUAUGCCGAUAUGCGCUGGGGCCACCGCAAUGCAGUGCAUGGCUCACGUGGACGGGGAGCUGGCCACUGUGCGAGCCUGUGGAUCGCUGGGAACUGGCAUGAUGCUGAGUUCCUGGGCCACCUCCUCAAUUGAAGAAGUGGCAGAGGCUGGUCCUAAUACGCUUCGCUGGCUGCAACUCUACAUCUACAAGGAUCGUGAAGUAACCAAGCAGCUUGUGCGACGGGCUGAGAGGAUGGGCUACAAGGCCGUAUUUGUGACAGUGGACACUCCUUACCUGGGCAACCGCUUCGACGACGUGCGUAACAGGUUCAAACUGCCACCACAUCUCAGAAUGAAAAAUUUUGAGAGCAGUGAUUUGGCAUUUUCCCCUAAGGAAAACUUUGGAGACAACAGUGGACUCGCUGCUUAUGUCGCUAACACAAUAGACCCGUCCAUCAGCUGGGAGGAUAUUACGUGGCUGAGAGGCCUCACAUCACUGCCUAUUGUGGCAAAAGGCAUUCUGAGAGGUGAUGAUGCUAGAGAGGCCGUGAAACGAGGUGUAGAUGGAAUCUUGGUGUCCAAUCAUGGGGCCCGACAACUUGAUGGAGUACCAGCCACUAUUGACGCUCUACCAGAAAUUGUGGAGGCUGUGGAAGGAAAGGUGGAAGUGUUCCUGGAUGGAGGUGUGCGGAAAGGCACUGAUGUGCUCAAAGCUUUGGCCCUGGGGGCCAAAGCUGUAUUUGUGGGGAGACCAGUGAUAUGGGGCUUGGCUACCCAGGGGGAGAAAGGUGUCCAAAAUGUCCUUGAGAUAUUAAAAGAAGAAUUUCGAUUGGCGAUGGCCCUGAGUGGGUGCCAGAAUGUGAAAGCCAUCGACAAGACAUUGGUGAGGAAAAAUCCUUUGGCUGUUUCCAAGAUCUGACAGUGCACAAUAUUUUCCCAUCUGUAUUAUUAUUAUUAUUUUUUCAGCAUGUAUUACUUGACAAAGAGACACUGUGCGGAGGGUGACCACAGUCUGUAAUUCCCCACUUUGAUACAAAGGGUGUCGUUCUUUUCCAACAGAAUAGCAGUCCCUUUUAUUUCAUUGCUCUUAACUUUUCAAUCGGUGUCCUAGGAGCCUUUUAGAAAGAAAUGGACCUGCAUCCUGGAAAUAUAUUAACUGUUUAAAAGAAAACAUUGAAAAUGUAUUUAGACAACGUCAUCCAUUGGCAGAGUGGAGGACUGAAAAUCAGAAGAUACCUUUUGGCAAAAUUGAAAGUAACACACUCUGAGGCAGAAAGAUAAUUAUC
Messenger RNA from Elephantulus edwardii (Cape elephant shrew), 1480 nucleotides. It is a transcript of the gene HAO1, whose product is annotated as hydroxyacid oxidase (glycolate oxidase) 1. Lineage: Eukaryota; Metazoa; Chordata; Mammalia; Macroscelidea; Macroscelididae. The transcript is spliced from 8 exons. Gene Ontology annotation, molecular function: oxidoreductase activity; FMN binding. The coding region runs from base 1 to 1113 and encodes 370 amino acids. The record is from RefSeq and is a predicted model, not a curated record.